Messenger RNA from Rangifer tarandus platyrhynchus (Svalbard reindeer), 318 nucleotides. The record is from the annotation of a GenBank genome assembly. Lineage: Eukaryota; Metazoa; Chordata; Mammalia; Artiodactyla; Cervidae.
AUGGAAAAGCAGGGAUACAAAGAGAACAAAAGCCUGCGCUCUAACCUGCCCCGCAAAAUCCCACACCCAGAGCCCGCGGGCCGGGGAAAUGCCCUAGUGCCGGCCGCGAGGACCCGCAUGACCGCCAGGGGGCAGGCGUGCGCCGUGGAGCGUCCCGGCCGGACCAGGCGCGCAGCUCCCCGGCUCCCGCGGGCGGGGCGAGGGCCCGGCGUGGAGGAAGCCCCCAAUCUCGCGGCCCAAGGGAGCAAGCCCCGCUGCAAGCUCAUUUUAUCUUCAACACUCCGGGAACUCAGCGCUGCUCUCCUUGUUUACCGAUGA